Molecule: messenger RNA, 3158 nt
Organism: Seriola aureovittata
Lineage: Eukaryota; Metazoa; Chordata; Actinopteri; Carangiformes; Carangidae
Product: G protein-activated inward rectifier potassium channel 4
Biological process (GO): potassium ion import across plasma membrane; regulation of monoatomic ion transmembrane transport
Cellular component (GO): plasma membrane
Molecular function (GO): inward rectifier potassium channel activity
Source: RefSeq, a predicted model, not a curated record
ACGUGACAGCAGCACAAUGCAUAGGCUACGGGUCAGGACGUUCAGUCGACUCAACAUCAAACAUCAGAAUAGGGACAGCAGGCCAACACAUACUCAUCCGUUCCUCUUUCGCACACCAUGCCAGGAAAUUUUUCUGUUGGCCAUGGUCAAGUUUAUUGUUGGGAGAUGCUUCUUUUCAGUCAUACUUGCGUUACUGCCAUCCGUGAUGACCAGCUGUUUCUGAUGUUCCAUCUGGACGACCUGAGAGAAAGCCACAUGGUGGAUGCCAAGGUGUGUGCAAAGUAAAUCAAGUCCUGCCAAACAGCUUCAGGGAAGUUCUUGCCACUAGAGCAGACAGAGAUUGAUCUUGGUUAUGUCGGGUCAGACCGACUCUUCUUGGUGGAGCCUCGAGUCAUUCAGCACAAUAUUGACUCUAGCAGUCCACUCCGGGAACUGGGCCCCGAGCAACUUAGACGACAACAGUUUGAGAUUAUCGUUAUCUUGGAAGGAAUUGUUGAGGCCACAGGCAUGAUGUGCCAAGCCAAAACAUCCUAUAUUGAAACAGAGAUUGAGUGGGGCGCUCGCUUUGAACACUGCAUGACACUGGAGAAGGGCUCGUUCAGAGUAGACUUGCGUCGGUUCCACACCACCUACAAGGUACAACUGCCUCACUGCAGCACCAGACAGGCACAUCAGUUAAUGGUUCUGGCCGACUGUAAGCUCCAAGACUCUCUCAAAGCCAGUCGAGACUGGGGAACCUGGGCAGAGGGAAUGCCAGAGGAGGACAAAGACAAGCAACCAUCUCAUGGAGGAUUCACUAUUUCUAACAUUCAGGAGGACAGAGCAUCUGAAGGCAGUCAAAAGUGAAGGGAAUGCAGAGGAAAGCUUGCCUUAACAUUAGCUGAUAAAAGACUAUUUAGAUAUUUAACAGUACUUCUAGUGAAUAAUUUAUCAAGAAGGAACUUAUUGAUAGGCCUUUUUCACAGGAGACAUAUAGACAUGUCACAGUACAAAAUGCACAAGUGUAAUACAUGUCUGAAAUUUGCUAAACAUCCCGGCAAAAUACUGUUGCAACACCUGUCAAGCUUUCCAAACCUGCACUGCGCAUGCAUUUUACAUUAGCAAUGCUAGCAGAUUUAUCAUCCCAAUUUUUUUGUUAUUUAGUCAGCAACUAUGGGGUGCAAACUGUAAAGUGGUACAUACUGAAAUUAACGGAAACAUCUCCUUUCUUACCAGAUUUACAGCAAUAUUUGUUAACUUUGUCUUUAAAAAAUAAUAAUGUAGUGUUAAUAUGAAAUCCAAUCUAUAUGUUAAAUCUAAAUAUUAAAUCUAAGUGUUAAAUCUACAUGUUAAAAUCUAAAUCUAAAUGUUAAACAUACAUGAUAUUGUGUCAAAGGCCUGACUAAACCUGUGAAAAGUUAGCAAAAGACAUAAAAAUUAAGAAACUGCAUUGUUCCUUAAUUGCAGUGUAGUUAGUACUAGUAUUAGGAGUCAACUUGAAUUCAGUAAACAUUAGCUGGAAGAAUUAGACUGUAAAAAACACUACAUUUUGGUAUUUAGUUACUUAGUUAUUUAGUUACAAACUGUUCAAUCCAUUCCUUACAUUUUUUCUCUCUUGUGUUUUUAGAAUUGGAAAGGCUGAAAAAAACUGUUAAAUUCUGUUGAUGCUCAAUGUUUUUGUUAUUACAGCCCCAUGAACAAAACUGUGCCUUGUUACAGUUGCUGAGCUAUGAUUGGACAAUCAGUGCUGAGGGGCGGGGUUUAGUGAAAGGUCAAGUCCAUAUACCUGCUUCAGUUUCAGUGUUCUGGUCCUGGUAAACUAUUUGUGCAGACUGUCAUGGGUUACUGGGACACUUGAAUGAUACAGAGCCAUUGUUAGUGCUAAUACUAAUACAUGUGCUUUUCCUAUAUAACAAUUCAAAAUGUCUGCUGUGAUGAAGCCCCCUUAAAUAAUCACUGCCUAGAUGGAUCAUGUGUCAACGUGGGUUAUCAGUUUCUGUGAGAUGCCGUGUACUAUACAUGUAUUGACACAAAAAUCAGACCCUACACAUGUAUUUAUUUCUCAUAUUAUUCAUGUAUCCAACUUUGCAUGCAUCUACUUGGCACCACAUACAUCAACAAACACUUGUUUGUAUAUGUAGCGGUUUUGAAAAGGGCUACAUGUUCAGUUUUAUUGAAACAACCCCCCUAAUUUUUUGUUAAUAAUUAUGAACUUUACUGACAUUUUCAUGCACUCUUUUGACUCUAUUGAAGUAGUACACUUUUCAGUCAGUAAAAGGCGCUGUGGUGCUGGAGGGAUUAUAGUGACAGGCUCUGCACAGGCGCAGCUCAGAAAUAAACGAGCUCUGGCCUGUUGAUCACGCUAACUUUGGUCCUCUCUCUAUCAAUCCACAGGUAGGCCUACUGUAAAACUCACUUUAAUACUGUUCUAAAACUAAUGUAGCAGAGGUGGUGUUGUUUUGAAGUGUGUUCAGAGAGUUUUGAGAUGUGUAAGAUGAGCAGCGAGUUUGUUUUUGCAGUAGAAUGUCUCAGCGUGCGUCGCCAUGUGACGGUAAUCGUCACAGGAACGUCAGUAAACACAGUAGUUUCACGAGUGUAUGUAUUUGACACUAGUAAUCAGUAACAUGCUUAAAUAUGUUGUAAAUGUUGUUAGGAUGUUAGCCAGCCAGUAGCGAGUAAAUAGGGAAAGGAGAAAUCCCACAUUUCAACUAGUUUAACUUCCACCGCCAUGUCAUGGUUGCGCCACAUUGUUUGCUGGUCGCUGCGGUGUGCAAGUGUGAGGGUGUGUGUGUGUUAUGGAAAGGUUGUGGGUGAGUUUUGAUAGUGUUGAUGAGUGUGUGUAUUAUAAUAGACACUAACGUGUCUGCGACAAUAGGAAAGGGUAGGCCUAUAACAGAAUGAGUCAUAUUAUUUUUAUUAUUAUUAUUAUUUCAGUACUUUAAGUAGACUAACUUUUGUUUACAUUGAACAUAUGUUAAGUUUUUCUGAAUUUAUGUGCCCUUAUUUUCUUUUUGUCAGAAGUUUUUGUGUUGCUUAUUGUAGUUUUGGUUGUAGAGUUGUUUAAUUUAUGGACUAUGUCACUGUUAAUAUUAUUUGUACCUAGUGAGAAUGUGGAGAUUGUUAAGUAGGAAGUGGGUGAAAUUGUGCUCAGAAAUAAAGGAGCUCAGGCCUGUUCAAGA